This is a messenger RNA of Cydia strobilella, 10587 nucleotides long. RefSeq lists its product as uncharacterized. Gene Ontology annotation, cellular component: COPII-coated ER to Golgi transport vesicle; cytoplasm. Gene Ontology annotation, molecular function: metal ion binding; glycerophospholipase activity. The record is from RefSeq and is a predicted model, not a curated record. Lineage: Eukaryota; Metazoa; Arthropoda; Insecta; Lepidoptera; Tortricidae. The transcript has 21 exons. Bases 161 to 8167 code for a protein of 2668 amino acids.
UUUUUUGGAAUGACAUUUGCCAGGAAUUAGGAAUGUCAUAAAAAUGUCAAAAUAUGCAAGUGACACGUAAUUUCACGUAAUUAUAUUUGCAUUUUGCGACCUCCAAAUGUGUAAAUUCACGAGAAAUACUGUUUCGACCGAAUAAUUAUAUAGUGACACAAUGUCUGACAAAAGUUUUGGUGAUCACAUGAGUCGGGGUAUAGUGCAAAAUCCUCUGCUUUCGACAGCCGUGACUGGCCUGUCUAUUGAGGAUUUGACGCACAACGCGGUGUUGUUGCCCGUUUCCCGUACCCAAGAGCCGAUCGGGAGACAAGAACCCGAGACCCCAGCUCAGUUCACCCCCACCCCGUCAGGCGACACUUUCAGCCCAAUCGAAAACCCCCAAAAAGACGACUUUGACGUCAAUGAGUACUUCGCGCGCCUUCAAGGCACCACCUACGUCAGCGCCCCUCUAAACAGCCAUAUUGAAAGUAAUAUCGAAAAGGAAGAUAAUUUAGAAGAAAUUAAUCUAAAUGAGCAUGAAGAUAUACAGCAAAAUCAAAGUAUAACGGCUGAUAUAGCGCAAAAUUUCAGCCAGUUACCGACGGUGCUACCCCAAGUCGCAAGCGCAGUGUUCUCGUCCUUUUCUAACAUGCUGAUGAAGAGGGAGACGCCUGAGAGGGUACAGCCUCUGCAGACGGGUGUGAGUGAAAUACACGCGGGUGUGAGUGAGACGGAGGUGCCGUUGGUGGGUGUGAGCGAGAGACCGCCGCCGCUGAGAGAGCCGCCGACUUCUGGUCCCGGAAAUUUCCGUCUAACGACAAAGAAGAAAUACGCUCAAAUACCUGGUUUGAGUUCCGGAGAAUCAGCUCAAAUGCCAUCCUACACACCUCCUACUUUCAACCAACCAAUAUUCACCCCCCAACCGGAACUUAAAGAUAAUUUUAUAAAAACUAGCAACACACCAACAGAUGAUGGUCAAACUAAUGUAGAUUUUAACGCUUUUAAUAAUGUACAAAACAUUCCAUUAGAACGCGAUAAUAAUUCAAAUGUAUUUGAAACAAAGCACGAAACAAACUUCGCUGCAUCACAAUUUCAAGAUUCUAACCAACAAGGUAUAAUUCCACCACCGCCAAUGUUUUCUAAUUUAGCGAAAAGAGACAUUGUGCCUAACGUAGGUAAGACGAUAUUACCGCCAUCCGUCGCUAGGAGAAUAGGUUCUAAUAGGCCUACUAUAACUAAUCAAGCACCAGCUUUUGCUGCGGUUGGUAAUAUAUUUGUACCAGCGCCGAUUGCAGCAGAAACAUUGCCACAGAAUGCUUCGCAGCGAUCGUUUAUGGGUAGCAAUCCUACGAGUUUUCCUUCAAGUACAUCACAAGAAGCAUCACCUGUUAUACCGAUGUCUACACAAAUCCCAAGUACAGUCUCGUUUACGGUUAUACCGCCAGUUGUCUCUUUAGCAACGACUACACUUGCGUCAGCAUACCCUCAAGUCGAUUCAUCAAUAAACAUACCAACAAAUUCAGCAUCUGGGAUACCCACUAUCGCAACGGGAAAUUUACCACCACCAACGAAAAAUGCAUUCGCAUCUCCCCCUGCAAUGACUUCACAGGCAACAGUACCUUCAAUAACGGGAAAUCUACCGCCGCGACCAAAAAAUCCAGUCGCACCUCCCCCGGCAAUGACUUCACAAGCAACAGUACCUCCAAUUCCGGGAAAUUUACCACCCCCACCGAAAAAUGCAUUUGAAACUCCUGCAAUCGUUUCACAAGCUUCAGGAUCUUUAGUAACGGAAAAUCUACCACUACCACCGAAAAAUGCUUUUGCGGUUCCACCAACGAUGGCACAAAAUGCGCCAGAAUUUUCAAUGACAUCAAGUGCUCAAUCGGCAUCUGUUUUAUCGCCACCGCAAUUUUAUACGCCAGGAAGCCAACCGCAAUCUGUAAUCCCACCGCCAAUGACAGGUCCAAAUAUACCAACACUCCCAAAUAUUCCACUAUUUCCAAAUACAUCUGUAGCAUCCUCAUCUAUGUCAACCAUAUCGGCUCAAUCACAGAUGAGUGCUUCCAAUAUACAAAAUCAACCUACCUCAGGGCUUUCUACUCAAAGUGCAACAUCAGCAGCUGCACCACUAAUAUUUAAUCCUAAUGAACAUGUAUCCUUACUAUCGAUGGAUAUAACAAACGAUCAAUUGCAACAAAUGUUGUCUCCUGCAGCAGAACCGCCUAUAAUCCCAGAACCACCGAAGGCAUCAGGCAACACCACAUUCAGGAUGACGAAGAAAAGGCCACAAUAUUACUCAGGACCUAUUGAAGGUGUCGGUGCUAUUAGUAACAAUGUAAAACCAACUUUAACGCCUAUUGCUACGACUUCUUUUCAAGGUGCCGUCUUUACACCAGAAUCGAACGCAGAGCAAGCAGAACUGUUUACUCCUGAGAAUGUUAUUGAAAAUGCAUCAUCGCAUGGAGCUAUUUUGCCUCCGGGAAAUAAUGAACAACAACAACAACAAUAUUAUAACUUCACGCCUGUUGAUAUAAACCAAUCAUCAAGCAAUAUCAAUUAUCCAGCAUCAGAAUCUGGAGCCUCUACUUAUAAUUAUAACACUGCGUUCGACUUAUCCCGGCAAGCGCCAGAUGCCUAUGAACCGCCGAAACAAGAAUCCGCAUUUGGCAUAAUAGGCUCUCUUAAAUCUAAAUUGUCUUCAAUAGAUAUAAACAAGCUACAGAAUAGCGUGACGACUUUCUUCGACCCUGGAUAUAAUAUGGUAAAACCGGACAGGGCAGAAAAUACUCAAUCUAACGACGGACAGAAUCAAGGACUAGAAAUAUUCAUAGCUAACCCUGAAACGCAAGUGCAACCUUUUAAUUACGAUGUACAUCAACAUAAUUUUACAUAUGGACAAGGUUCUAUACCUAACGCUAGUGAUUAUUAUAAUCAACAAGUCCAUAAUGUUUAUUCUACUUCUAGCUAUUAUUCGCAACCAACUUACGGCACACUAAGUUAUAGCCGAACCAAUUUACCAAUUCAGCAAGAUCAACCUCCCAAUAAUACUACAUCUGUCGUAAACACCGAAACUUCACAAGGAGUGAAUCUAUGGGGCUCUUAUGACCCUACUAGUACUAAUAAGGAUUACGUAGUAGAUAAAAGUAAUGUUACUCAUGAACCAACACCUGCCGUAGAAACAGAAUCUUCACAAAGAGCUAAUAUAUGGGGUCCUUAUGACCAAACUAGUACUAAUUAUGAUAAAGACAGUGUAUCUAACAUUGCUAUAAAACAAUCAUCUGCCAUAGCCAUUAACGCUACACAGAGUCCAUAUGACCCAACUGGUUAUGGCUCUAAUAAAGAUAAUACAGCAGACAACAAUAACAUUACUCAUGAGCAAACAUCUAGCGUAGAUACUGAUACUACACAAAGGGCUUAUGCACAGAGUUCGUAUAACCCGAAAACAACAACUAGUUCUGUUUCUAAUAAAGAUGAUGUAACUGACAACAAUAGCAUUACUCAUGAACGAACACCUAGUGUCGACACAGAUUUUCCGGAAAGAGCUAAUGUGCUGGGCACUUAUGAUUCUGCUUUUACUACUAGUUAUGAUAAAGAUUACGCAGCACAAUUCAGUAGUAUUACUCAGGAAUCAACAUCUGCUGUGGACUUCAAAUCUGCAAAAGAAGUUAAUAUAUGGGGUAGUUAUGACCCUACCAUUUCUCGUUGUGAUAAGGAAAAUGUAGUAAAACAUGAAACAGGUAAUGAUGGUGCUGGUGCUUUCUUCCAAGGUCAGCCAGAAAGUAACAUUCCUAAAAUGGUUAAAAUGUUAAGUGCAGAAAAUCUAGCAGAAGCUAUUAAAAAUCUGCAACUUAAAGAUGACGGGAAGACAAAUCUAGAAGAUAUUGGUUUAGAGGAAAAACAAAAUAUGCCAUUUAAUAUGUCACAGCCAAUUUUACCAGGUGUAAUUGAUAUAUCCACUCCUAAUCUCGACGAAAAUAACAAAUUGAAGAAAAGUGGUGCUAUAAAUUACGUAGAUAUGUUCCAAAAGUCGGAUAUUCCUGAACUACCCAGUGCGUUUGAUGCGCCAUUGCUGAACCCCUUUUCAAAACCUCAAGAGAUACCGGACGGUGUUAGUGAAGGAUGUGUUUCCUGGAAUUCUAAUGAAGAAGAAGUGGACGAUCAAUCAUCUGCUGAACGCAUAAUGACAUUAACCAAUGAAGACUUUGAAGAUGAUAAUUUGUGCGCGGAGGAAAGUGAGCAAGAUGAUAAUCUAGAUAUUUGUGUAACUUGUAGGGAAGUACACCAACCUGUGCAGAUGCAACCCGUGCUGGCAGAAGAUUUAACUCACAAAAUGAUUAAAAAUAUAACUGCCCCCAUACAACUUUCAAACCCGGUUGAAGUUCCAUUGACCGAAACAGAUAUAAAUCGAGAUGUUCCAGAUGAAUUUGACACAACCAACCAAUGCGCAGAAAUAUCGCUGAUUGCUGAUGAAACUAUAGAAACUUUGCAAAUACAGUCAGCUUCAGAUUUGUUGGAUGAGACUGAAAGCACCAACAUUGAAGCAAGUUACGGUUGGCGUGUUGGUGAAGCUCCGUUGCCUCCCGGCGAAGACCUUUUGGACCACGAUUAUACUUUUAAAACAGAGUCAAAUGCUAUAGUAUCAUUUGCUAAUAAUAACCUAUUCUUUGACAAUUUAUCUAACUACGGUGACAUAAAAACUGAGUUAAAUGUACCUCAGAAGGAGACUCCCAUAUUGCUGCAAAGUCAAAUGAGUAGUCCUAGCGCCCCACCGGCAGAAGAUUCAGAUGAUGCUAAAUCAGACGAAACGGGUGUGCUAGAUGUUUUGUCAAUAGAACAAGACGCAAGCAAAGAUUUUCCAGUUUUUGAAGAAUAUGUUAUUGAACCAACUGAGGCAGACAAUGACAAGAUAGAAUGUAAAGGUCAAGGUGACGAAGUCAAAGAUACUUUUACCAAUAGAGUUGAUAGAUUUAAAAAACUUGAAGGAAGUGAUGAUGCUACAGAGAUAAAUGAUUUUGCUGAUUUGUCAAUUUCUAAUCCGACGAUGCCUUCGUAUUUUGACACAGGUAACUAUGCCGUUGAGACUCAUGUCAAAAAUUCACUUAAAUCACCGACUAUUGCAAGAAUACCGCCAGGUUUUGAGGAUCAUUAUGAAUUAGUGCCAAAGGGUCAUAAUCAGCGUGGAACUGUAAAAGUACCUGAAACUUCGACACAAACAACAAUAACUACAACAGUUAGUGAUGUGCACACAAAAACUGAGAAUUUGACAUCUACUGUUUUUUCCAAUAUUACCCCUUUAACAAACGAACCUACAAACAUACAAGAACCACAGUUGGAAACAAGACUGCCUGAUUUUACUGGUGUUUUUGGGAUAAAUAUAAAACUUGCUGAUACUAGUGUAACUGGUGUUGUGAAAAGUAUAGAACAUACCUCUGUUAAUCCUCAAGCUAAUAUUGAAGAUAAAGUGCAGGAUAAUAAACCAGUACCAUUACCAGACCCUAUCAAUUUCUUCGCAACCUCAACACAAGAACCUGAAACGACAGAAGGCGUGAAUAGAUUGGCGAGCUAUUUUGCGGCACCGUCUAAAACUAAUAUUACGAAGUCUUUUUUUGAAUUAAGCCAAGGACAAGACCAUUAUAGACAAAAUGAGGAAAUCAAAGAAAGCAAACCUUUUUUUGAAUUAAGUCAAAGUCAAGAUCAUUACAAAGAAAAUAUUGCAAACAUUCCACACGAUAGAUACAUAGCGAACUUAAAUCUUAUGAAUGACUUGAAAUCCCCUCAAAACAUAGAGCCUAAUACAGAGCAAAUAGUUAAAACAGUCAACUAUUUCACUGUAGAAUACGACAAUGACAUUCUUAAUUUUAACAAAGGUGAACCUAGUCUCAAUAUUAUAAAACAAAACAUAAAUAAAGAAACUGCCAACCAACCAGAUAUCGUGAAAGAUGAAAUCGAAUUAGAAAAAGAGGAAACCAUUGACGAAAUAUUAACAGAAAUUAUAAAGAAAUGUAAAUAUUGUAAAGAUUUAAACGCGGGUCCCGUUUCGAAGAUUAACAAGGUCGAUUUAGACAUAGACCAGGUUAGGUUUAGACAAGCUAUGGACGGUGCUAGUAGUCCUAAGAAGGAGAAAGUGGAUAUGGAGCCAAGAACGGAUAAAGAGCGCUCAGUCAACGUGAAGAUGGAAGACGUGGCGUCUGACGGAGAUAAUAGCGAAGGAGUUGCUAUGAUGACUGAGAAUCGCUCCUCCAACGAGUACGAGCCGGUCAAACACCACUGGUUCUACCGAGUGGACUGCGAAGAUAAGUCGACUUGGCGCGGGUUCUCUGUUACUGAUUCGAGGGCUAUAGAAAACGCGUUUCAGAGCCCGAAUCUAAAUGAGAGUACGCUGGUGCCGACCGACGGUGGCAGGUACGAUGUGAACGUGAUUGGACGACUGAGGAUAGCUGUCUAUUGGUCGGAUAAACCCACCAAUGUCAGGAGAUGUAGUUGGUUCUAUAAGGGUACCACGGACGCGCGGUAUGUUCCCUACACGGAGGCUGUAGCGGAAAAAUUAGAGGUGGAAUAUCAUCACGGCAUGACAACAGGCGAGUGGCAUCGCCGUCUUGUACUACCGAACAACGAGUUGGUAGUGAUGCACGGACCUGCAGUCAUGGUGCAUUUCCUGCAAGCCGGCGCCACUGAUGCGUUCAGUACACCUAAUCUUUUCACCUUCGGCAAGCGUGUCUACCGAAACCCCCCCAAGUUCAAAGUGUCCCUCGACCAGCCGACCAGGAUAGAUCAUCUCCUACUGCUGGUCCACGGCGCUGGUGAAUGGAAAUGCCAAAAGGACAAAAUUCAAUCCGCCAUGCGCCCGCGCGUCGUUCGUCGCGGCAUCGACGAAUCAGAGAUCGAAGACUCGGAACCAUCAAGCAUAGACCAUCUGCUGUUACUCUGUCACGGCGUCGGUUCCGCCUGCGACAUGCGGUUCAGAGCUGUUGAGGAAGUUGUGGACGACUUUCGAGCCACGAGCCUGCAACUGUUGCAUUCCCAUUACAGAAACUCUUACGAUAACGGAAUUGUUGGCAGAGUUGAGGUGCUCCCCAUCUCGUGGCACGCUCCCCUGCACGCCGGCCCGCGCGGCGUGGACCGCCGCCUCGCGCGCGUCACGCUCGCCUCCAUCCCGCGCCUGCGCAGCUUCACCAACGACACCGUACUCGACGUACUCUUCUACACCAGCCCGCACUACUGCCAGGUAAUCCUAGACACCGUGUGCAGCGAGAUGAACCGUAUUUACGCUCUGUUCAUGUCUCGCAACCCGGACUUUAAGGGGCGCGUCUCCCUCGGCGGACAUUCUCUAGGCAGCGUCAUAUUAUACGAUCUGCUGUGUAACCAACCGAUCCCACGGAAUCCUGUAAAGCCUCGCAGCGAGAAGACAUACAUCAGAGGAACGGUAGCCAACAAUCCCACGAUGCAAUACCCCACUCUAUGCUUCGAGCCUUUGGCGCUUUACGCCCUCGGAAGCCCUAUUGCCAUAUUCGAGUGCAUCCGUGGUGUGGACAUGUUAGGCAGCGAGUUCCACCUGCCCACGUGUCGCAACUUCUUUAAUAUCUUUCACCCCUACGACCCCAUAGCUUACAGGCUUGAGCCUUUGGUGAACCCCGCGCUCCAAGAUGUAAAGCCUUCGCUAAUACCGCACCACAAGGGAAGAAAACGAAUGCAUUUAGAGUUGAAAGAUACCAUGGCCCGAGUGGGGGCGGACUUGAAGCAGAAACUAGUGGAGUCCAUCAAAAGCACGUGGUCCUCCAUGUGGUCUUCCGCCGCCCCGCCGGACCACCAGCUCGAGAAGGUUGUUGAAGAAGAGAUGGAAAAAGAGCAACUAGAGGUAGAGAGUUCGAAGGAUGAACCUCUCCAGGCUGAUGUGACCCCGGGCGAGAUGCUGGGCCGCCUCAACAACGGCCGGCGAAUAGAUUAUGUCCUACAAGAAGCACCGUUCGAGAUGAUCAACGAGUACAUAUUCGCGAUGAGCAGCCACGUUUGCUAUUGGGAAUCAGAAGAUGUGAUGCUUCUCAUACUGCGCGAGAUCUACGACUCCAUGGGGAUCCAGCCUGACGUCACCGUCCCACAGCAGAGCAUGACUGUUCAGAGAACCACUAUAGUUGCCGGUGGUGAAAGGAUCAUGACAACAGAUGCAUCUACCAGUCGACUGCCGUAGCUAUAACUUCAGUAGUGUUCAUAAUACUUGUUUAUGAUAAUAGCAAUACUAAAAAAAGCAACAUUUUCCAACCUUAUACUUUUUUAGCAUUUGAAAAAACUCUGUAAGAAGUUAACAGGAAGGGUUUUAUCGGGCACUUUAAGCAUAUAACAACUUAAUACAGCUUAUUUUUUUUUAAUUAUUUACCGUAUAAAAUGCCAGAUUUAGGAUCGAAUAGUCACUUCUGUGGAGUUAUCUCUAUUAUGCUAAAAAACGAACAUUGUUAUUUUACUUUAUAGAUACUGAAUAGUGAUUCUAUAACUACAAUAAAUAGGGUUUGGAUUGUCUUUGGACAUGAACACUCUUUCUUUGAGGUUCGCAAAUGCAAAUACUUAAUGCAAUAAAAAUAAAUAAUAAUAAUUGUACGAAUACUUAUAAAUAAAACGAGACACGACCUCGUAGAUAUAAUGGGCUUAAUAGUAAUACUUCAUGAUCACACCAACUUUUUUUUUUUCAAUUUUAAUUUCCAGUUUAAAAUUAUUUACGAAAUAAAUUUGGCAUCCGUGGUCACCAAAUUGCAACACAUCAAUAAAGGGAUCAUUGCAAUAAGGAAUGAUUUAUAUGGAGCGCCUUUUCCCCAUCUGUGCCCGGUGGGGACUGGGGACAAAUGGUUUUACACCCAAUUAAUCCUUUAUUUAAAUAUACAUACUUGAAUCAACCCAUUAUAUUUGCUCUAAAGCGUACAUAAUCGAUUUUAAAAGCAUGUGUACGACAGCGGUUCUCGUCUGGCAGCUAAUAUAUUAGUCAUUUGACAGUUGACAGAUGUCAAACAUAACUAUUUCGUCCCACGAAAGUAUUAAUUUUUGCCACGUCGUGCGCGCGUCAUCAAGGGAUAACCUUUUAGUUCCCCCACACUUCACAGAUAUCUUAUUUUUAUUUAAGUUGCUUAUACAGUGUCAAGCAUAAGUUUUUGAUAUAAAUAUAAGACAUUUAAAUGAUAUUAUGUACUAGACACUUACUGGUGUUACAAUUUAAUAAUAUAAGUACACAUAAAAACAGAAUAACAUCGAGGUCAAAAACAUGUAUUCGCGCUCAAAUAAUUUCAUUAAAAAUAUAUUACUUAUUUGUAUUUGGAUACAAAAUUGUGAUUAGUAAAAUAAUUGUUAAAAAAGGGAAAAAUAUUAUUAUUUUUAUAAUAACAAAUGUCUCCGCUGGUUCAAAUGGAAAUGUUGAUUAAAAGUCAAAUCCACUUAUUAUUUCCGCUAUGGAGGAUUAUAUAAAAAAAAAGAAAUCUAAACGGUCAUGUCUCUGCCCUGUAUUUCAAAUUUAUUUUUGUCAAAGAAAUUCUCCUGAAAAACUAUUAUUUCAAUAAUUUUCUUGUUAUAUUUCUUGUAUGGUAUGAACUAAGGUGCAUUCAGGUAAUUCCGAAAAUCACUUAUAAUUCCAUAUUAUAGUCCAUUUUCGGAAUUUCCCGCCAGUCUGAAGCAUUCGGAAUCACCCGAAGGCACCUUACAGUCAACAUCCCUAUUCAUGUGAAUUAGAUUCUUAAAAAAUAUCAUUGGUGCUGUGGCAUACUUUUAGACUAUCUCGUUUUCGUUUAACAUUAAUUUUAGCCAAUAAUUCGGGUUAAAAAAUAAAGGUUGUCAUAAGAUUGUAAACUGAAAUAAUUUUUGUACAAAUAUUUGUUUGAAAUAUUACCUAAUGAUAUGUGAAUGACGACACCCGAACCAUAAUAAGGCACUACAAGUUAGCAGCAUAAUAAAAUAUAUAACCAGAAAUAUUUUAACAGUAAUGUUUGUAAAAUUCGCUGGUGGCCUAGCGGGUUCAAACCCCGGCUCGUACAAAUAUGAGUUUUUCGGUGAAGGAAAACAUCGUGAGGAAACCGGACUAAUCCCAAUAAAACCUAGUUUCCCCUCUGGGUUGGAAGGUCAGAUGGCAGUCGCUUUCAUAAAAACUAGUGGGAUUAGUUGCCAAGCGGACCCCAGGCUCUCAUAAGCCGUGGCAAAAUGCCGGGACAACGCGAGGAAGAUGAUGUUUGUUAAAUUGACAUGUUUUCGAACGAUAUAAAAGGAGCUCCAUGCUUUUAAAGACUAGGUUUUCUAUUUGAUUUUGUUCGGUUAUUUAUUUAUUUAUGUGUGUACACAAUUAAACUAUAUUUUUGUACCCCAGACACUAAAAGUUUGUCUUUUUAGAUUCUGGGAUAUAAAAACAGAGUGUACAUAGCGUUAGAAAACAGAUUUGUUUUUAAUAAGUACAUAUUGCUGCCUCACAUUUGGAGGAAGAGGAGAAGCUUUUUGAUUAGGUUUUUUUUUUAAAUUGUGCAAGAAAAAAUGGAGCCCCUAAAUGUGUUGUAUAUAUACAAGCAUGUAGCUACAAUGCAAUUCAUUGUGUCCCUACUAACAAUUAUUAUUAUGAAAUAAAGUUUAUAUUUUAGUAAAUAA